Cyclopterus lumpus (lumpfish) is the source of this 6240-nucleotide messenger RNA. It is a transcript of the gene sema6d, whose product is annotated as sema domain, transmembrane domain (TM), and cytoplasmic domain, (semaphorin) 6D, like. Gene Ontology annotation, biological process: positive regulation of cell migration; negative chemotaxis; axon guidance. The record is from RefSeq and is a predicted model, not a curated record. The transcript is spliced from 20 exons. Gene Ontology annotation, molecular function: chemorepellent activity; semaphorin receptor binding. Bases 139 to 3474 code for a protein of 1111 amino acids. Lineage: Eukaryota; Metazoa; Chordata; Actinopteri; Perciformes; Cyclopteridae.
CAUCAUUUUUUUUUGUUGGGGUGUUCCUUUCUGGGGGAUUACAGCCACACACGCACAAAAAAAGGAUACAAAAUAAGCAAUGCAGAUGAGGUAACAUCUCCACCCGAGUGAAACAGGAAGUGUCGUCUGUGAGCAGCCAUGGGCCAGAGAGCUGUGCUUCUGCUCAGUGAGCUGCUGCUGCUGCUGCUGACAGCCUCACGCACUCUCCUCGCAGUCAGCUUCCCCGAGGACACCGUGCCCCUCGACGUCGUUGACGCACACUUUGCACGGAGGUACCCUGUGUUCAGAGGCCGGCCCUCUGGCAACGAGUCACAGCAUCGCCUUGACUUUCAGCUGAUGACCAAGAUACAGGACACUCUGUUCAUCGCUGGCAGAGAUCAGGUGUACCUGGUCAGUCUGAGAGAGUCCUACAGGAAUGAGAUCAUUCCUUACAGGAAGCUGACGUGGCGUUCGGGCCAGUCGGACAGAGACACGUGUGCCGUGAAGGGAAAACACAGAGACGAGUGCCACAACUUCAUCAAAGUGCUAGUUCCCAGAAACGACGACCUGGUGUUCAUCUGCGGCACCAACGGCUUCAACCCCAUGUGCCGAUACUACAGGCUGGAUAACCUCGAGUUUGACGGAGAGGAGAUCAAUGGACUGGCACGAUGCCCAUUUGACUCCAAGCAAACCAACGUUGCCCUUUUUGCUGAGGGGAAGCUGUAUUCGGCAACUGUAGCUGACUUCCAGGCCAGUGACGCUGUCAUCUAUCGCAGUAUGGGUGAUGGAUCAGCCCUGAGGACCAUCAAAUACGACUCCAAAUGGCUGAAAGAACCUCAUUUCCUGCACGCAGCAGAGUAUGGGAAUUAUGUGUACUUCUUCUAUCGGGAGAUUGCGGUGGAGCACAGCAAUCUGGGCAAGGUUGUGUAUUCUCGCGUGGCCCGGAUCUGUAAGAACGACGUCGGCGGGUCACAGCGGGUGCUGGAAAAGCACUGGACAUCUUUUGUGAAGGCGAGGCUGAAUUGCUCGGUGCCGGGGGAGUCCUUCUUCUACUUCGACGUGCUCCAGUCCAUCACCGACAUCAUCAACAUCAACGGGUUGCCCUCGGUGGUCGGUGUGUUCACCACACAGAUGAACAGUAUCCCAGGGUCAGCAGUGUGUGCCUUCUCCAUGGCCGACAUAGAGAAAGUGUUCUUGGGACGGUUCAAAGAGCAGAAGACUCCGGACUCGGUGUGGACUCCGUUUCCAGAGGAGAAGCUUCCCAAACCUCGACCUGGGAGCUGUGCGGGUCACGGUCCAGCUGCGUCCUUAAAGAGCUCCAUCGAGUUCCCGGACGACACCCUGCAGUUCAUCAAGUCCCACCCCCUCAUGGACACAGCUGUGCCUUCUAUUGGGGACGAGCCCUGGUUCACCAAGACUCGCGUCAGGUACAGAAUGACAGCGCUGGCUGUGGACAACGAAGCAGGACCUCACAAGAACUACACCGUGGUGUUCAUCGGGGCCGAGUCUGGGGUUGUCCUCAAGGUUUUGGCCAAGACCUCCUCCGUGUCUCUGAACGACAGCGUGCUCCUGGAGGAGAUCGACGUCUUCAACACGGCCAAGUGCCUGUCUAACCACGAGGAUGACAAGCGUGUCCUCUCGCUGCACGUGGACAAAGAGGCACACAGCCUGUACGUGGCCUAUUCAAGCUGUGUCAUCCGUAUUCCCCUGAGUCGCUGUGAAAGGCAUUCUUCCUGCCACAAGUCCUGCAUUGCAUCAAGGGAUCCCUACUGUGGCUGGAAGCCUCAUGGGGCCUGUGAGAGAAUACAGCCGGGUGAUGUGACUGGAUAUGAGCAAGACAUUGAAUUGGGAUACACUGCCCACUUGGGAGACUGCCACGCGUUUUUGGGCACUACAUCAGCGCCAGAUUACAAAUCAUUUGGCGACCCUACCUCUGACAUGGAGUUUUCAUCAACGCCAGUCACAGUCCACCCCAGUGGGCCCAUACACCCCCCAGUACUCAUACCCACUCAGAGCCCCAGCUCUGGGCCUGAUCCAGAGCUCUACGGCUCAGGCUUUGUGCUGCAGGAUGACCCAGCCACCUCCCAUUCUUUAGACUCUAUCCCAGGGGGCCAAGAGGGAGUGUGGGAUAUCCAAGCCGGUGAGACCAACCAGAUGGUCCACAUGAACAUCCUCAUCACUUGCGUGUUUGCUGCCUUUCUCAUGGGUGCCCUCCUGGCGGGUCUGAUAGUUUUCUGCUACCGAGACUCAUUCCUCCGUAAGCCCAGACGUGUCCACAAGGAUGCAGAGUCGGCACCGUCCUGCUCCGACUCCACUGGAAGCUUUGUCAAGCUCAAUGGCCUCUUUGACAGCCCUGUAAAGGAGUACCAGACCAACAUUGAUUCUCCCAAGCUGUACACCAAUCUGCUGAGCAACGGCAAAGACCUGAAUUCCCCCAACGGAGACACAAAGACCAUGAUCUUGAGGGAUGGCUGUCAGCCCCCUGAACUGGCUGCCCUGCCUACGCCUGAGUCCACCCCUGUGCUUCAGCAGAAAAGCCUGCAGCCCAUCAAAAACCAGUGGGAGAGGGCUCAUCCAAAGGCCAGUGGACCCCAUAAGGAGUCCAACUCGUCUGCCAAGAGUCCUCAGUUCCUUCUUUCUUCUGCUGGUGCUCCUCCUAACUCCAACUCCAUCCACCCUCACCUCGCCUUGGGACACUCCCUCAUACCAAGUGCGGUUGUCCUGCCCAAUGCCACACAUGACCACUCUAACCUUGACAGUGGAGAGGAUACACUGCCGCAUUCGUCUGAAAGAAAGCUGAGGAACCCAGACUCUAAGGGAAGUAGGAAAGAACAGAAAAGGUCUGUGGAUGCAAGAAAUACCCUAAAUGACCUUUUAAAACACCUUAAUGACUCAGUGGCAAACCCCCAGGCCAUUCUUCCAGAAGGAUCGGGGCCACGCCCAAGACAACAGCUCACUCUGGAGCCCAUGGAGGAACUGACUGAAUUACCCCCCAAGGUGCCGAGCCGUGAGGCUUCCCUGUACUCCCCCUCCUCCUCCCUGCCGAGGCACAGCCCCACCAAGAGGGUUGAUGUGCCCCUGCCCACCACUCCCACAACGCCAACGGGCAGCCUGAGCAUGGGAGGCACCCUGGAGAGGCAAAGAGGGGGGUAUCAACUCCACCGGAGUGCCUCUCACAGGCACUCCCUAUCCACCUCGCCAAAUGGGGUAACCAUGGGGGUGUCUGUGUCUCGCCAACACAGUAUGAACAGGGGGGGUUACAUGCCCCCAACACCCCCCUCCAGACUUGACUCCCAAGGCGGAGUGAUGGGGGCGGGAAUGCACUCAGCCCACCCAUCCUCUGCUCCCCGACAGAGCAACUACAGUGGGUAUGGCUCACUCCCUCGCACAGGGCUUAAACGGACCCCAUCGCUAAAGCCAGAUGUGCCCCCUAAACCCAAUGGGUUUUCACCACAGACUCCACAGAUGCGAGUGGUCAACAAGUACAGUUAUUAAAAGAGCAUGGACACUUCUGAGUGAGCUCUUGGCCUUGACUGUAGAGCUUUGAGCCCUGAGGGCUUGGGGGGAGGGGCUACGGAUGGGGUUCGGGCCUAGUGUGUGUUUGUGUAUCGACUUAAGGUGUGUUCCCCCUUUAAAUGAUAUGCACAUUCACGCACACUGAAAAAGGGAAAAAUCACACGUGGCCAAAGAUACUCCGUGGGGCUUUUUUCGCUCCCUACAUGUCCACCUCCCUCCCUUGUCACGGUAGCCACAGGAUAUGAACAGUGGACGGUGGUGAAUCUGCUGCUCCCCGUUGUAUCUGGGCUCGGGUGUCUCCCGUUCCAAUAUUAGGUACGUGGUCCAGGACACCAGCUGGGGUCGCUACGGCGUCUGUGCGUGGAGUGCUGGGUUUAAAGCCGUGGAAUACUUGAAGAAUGGGUCUCAUUUGUCACUGCCCUUGAGCACUGUCUUCCCACUAAUGUGAACUGAACAAAGAGGAGGGGAAGGCCAUGCCUUUGUUAGUAGGAUGGCUGGAGGCUGCGGAGAGGGAAAUCCAAAAUGUGUGUGUGUGUGUGUGUGUGUGUGUGUGUGUGUGUGUGUUGAUUAAGAUACAUAUGACCGUGGACAGCUGGAUUAAGCAGCAAGCGAACAGAGAAAAUGGUGCAUAUGAAUGUGUGUGUGUGUUGGUUGAUUGGAAAGCAGAUUUGUGUAAAGGCAGUACACUUGUUUAUCGAGUGGCCACAUGCUAGAGGAUGCAACUUAAAACCUGUCUGAGACCCGAGUCACUGUCUCUCAUUCCAAUAAUAUUAUCACAUCUUUGGUCUUUUCGGGUCCAUCUGAACCGAGUUGAACUCAUAUUUUUGUGUCAUUCUGUAGUGUUUUUGGUAAUUAGGUUAAAAUGAGGUGAAGUUGGUCAUGCUGGGUGUAUACUGGCACAGGGACUCAAACUCAUUUGGACAUUUUACGUAGUAUUUGCUGCUAUUGGUUUUAGACAUCGGCGUUUGUCUUGGAUGGAUUUCUUUUUCUCCACCAGACUGGGAUAGCCUAUGAUAUGAGUGUGCACAUCUGCGUGUGUGUGUGUGUGUGUGUUUAUAUUGCAGACGGAAGCCAAGAAAUACAGUUUUCAGCAACCAAACACACUGUUGAAACUGAUAUAUUGGAAAAAAUGCUUCUCUCCAGGACUGAAAACUCCCCUAACCUCCACUGCCCCUUUGUAGGAAUUAUACUGGUGGUUCAGGAGACUUCUUUCUUUAUGUAGCAAUGGUAUUAAGAAAAAAAAAACGCAUAAAUCUCAUCUCAUUCUAUAAAUUAAUUUUGAACGAAAUGGUUUGCCUUUAUAAUGUUUUACAGUGUUAUUUAAAGAUUUUACCAUAUGAAAAACUAAAGCAGCACCCAUGGUUAAAGCCCAAUUCAACAUUUCAGGGCACAUCCUGUUCCGUUAAACUUGUGUGUCCCCUAACACGAUAACGCUAGAAUCUUCCUUCUACAUUAACGCUAUUAAAAAAAUAAAAAUAGGUAUAUUAAACUGACCCUAGAACAAUACAUGGAUGUAACACCUCUGUCAUCUGCCGUGCUGGUUCUGCAGCCCGUGUUCCUUGUGCAGCUUCCCCGCGAGUGGCCAGUGUACAAUCAACACAACAAUUUACCAAUGUGUCCAAAUGAGUCAUGCUGGGAAUGACAAGAUCCUGUAUAUACUUAAAUACUAUAAAUAAGGAGUAUAAAUAUUUUUAGGCAAGUGAACCUGAAUCUGUGCAUCGUGUGCCUUAUUCACAAACUGAAUUACUACAGUAUAUAAUAUUGGCAAUGUCAAUUGGUCCUCUGUAUGUUAUUGUCAUAUACUAUAUCGACAAUUUUUAUACUAAGCAUUUUGAAAAUCAGCAGGAUGUGUUGGAAAAUCACAACCCGAAGUGACGCGGAGAAGGAAUUGGCUGACAAGACACUCCACUUGUGAACGCUCAUCUUACAAAAAAAGGACAGCGAAACCUGUUUAUUUGGGGUAUGAAUUAAUUUCUGUUUCCUUUACUGCCGGCGUUGAAAAGAAUGGUGUUAAUCCACCACAUAGGAGGUGCCAUGCAGUGAAUGUAUUUUCUUGACAGUGGGAUGUAGGGUGGUUAGAUCUCGCACUGUGGAGCGGUCGGCUCAAACGCAGCACAUCCUGCCCACAGCCAAUGUAUUAACAGUGUUCACGCGAAAGCCACGGGCGGCGGUCACACAGAAUCCCUAAUCCCCCCAGGAUUGCACCGACCGGGAAGGGUUUCUAUUGGUCGGUAGUGACGACUGAGGGAUCAUUUCCCUUGGGUAUAUUAUUUGGGUGACAUCUGCAAUCCUAUCCGAGGGUCAGUUGCCUGUUUAACCCAAAGCCACAUUUUGUUUACAAGUGAUGAUUGUAUGUAAAGACGUUCUGCCUGUCAUCUUUACCAGUGUUUGGGCUCUCUUUUCUACUCGACACACGCACACUCGACAUCGCAAACACACACACACACACACGACAUACAACGCUCAACUGCCUUGUACAUUGCAAUAUGAACUGGGUCUUUCUGUUGCAAUCUAAAUUGAAGCCUUUAUAUUUCAGUCUGAGCUCGGUGUAUGUGCAGACGAACCGGAUUUUGUCAUGUCAUUUUGAUUUAAAUACUGUGCGACAUGGCGAUGCCAGGCCAGCUGUAUAUAUGAUCUCCAGAGUAUGUCAGCGUGUAGAUAUGUUGUAAAGUUGUACUGUGAAUGUGUAAAUAAUAAUAAUGAUGGUCUUUUGUUUCAUGAUAUUUUUUGUUGAUUUUUUUUAAC